Molecule: messenger RNA, 4823 nt
Organism: Serinus canaria (Common canary)
Lineage: Eukaryota; Metazoa; Chordata; Aves; Passeriformes; Fringillidae
Gene: COL22A1
Product: collagen type XXII alpha 1 chain
Exons: 64
Coding region: 18-4823 (1601 amino acids)
Source: RefSeq, a predicted model, not a curated record
GAUGUGAGAAAGGAGAUAUGGAUACGUCCGUGGUGGGAAGGUGCCGCGUGCCCCAGCUCCUGGUUCUUCUCGCGUUGGUGCUCAGCGGGGAGAGAACCGCGGCACAACGAGCAGGCUGCAAGAGUGUUCACUACGACCUUGUCUUCCUCUUGGACACCUCCUCCAGUGUUGGGAAAGAAGAUUUUGAGAAAGUUCGUCAGUGGGUUUCCAAUUUGGUGGAGACCUUUGAGAUUGGCCCAGACAAGACCCGAGUAGGGGUGGUGCGCUACAGCGAUCGGCCGAGCACAGAGUUCGACCUGGGCAAGCACAAAACCCGAGAGGAGAUCAAAGAGGCUGCACGACAGAUUCAGUAUUAUGGGGGCAACACCAACACUGGAGAUGCUCUCAGGUACAUCACCACCUACAGUUUUUCCAAAGAAGCUGGUGGCAGACUUAGUGAUCGCACUGUUAAAAAAGUGGCUAUCCUUUUGACUGAUGGAAGGAGCCAGGAUUUUGUCUUGGAUCCAGCCACUGCAGCCCAUCAGGCUGGGAUUAGGAUUUUUGCUGUGGGUGUUGGAGAAGCCUUAAAAGAGGAACUUGAUGAGAUUGCUUCAGAGCCCAAGUCUGCUCACGUGUUUCAUGUCUCUGAUUACAAUGCCAUCGAUAAAAUUCGGGGGAAGCUGAGGAGGCGUCUCUGUGAGAAUGUCCUGUGUCCAAAUGUCCACGUGGAAGGAGACCGGUUCAAACACACCAAUGGGGGCACUGAUGAGAUCCCAGGAUUUGACCUGAUGGAUUCGUUCAGCGUGAAGCAGAUUUUUGGAAUGAAAGAAGAUGGGAUUCAGAGUGCUUAUGUACGGCUUGGAAGCUUUCCUGUUGUUCAGAAAACUGAGGAUGUAUUUCCACAAGGCCUGCCUGAUGAAUAUGCCUUUGUAACUACCUUCAAAUUCCGGAAGGCAUCCAGGAAGGAAGACUGGUAUAUCUGGCAGAUUAUUGACAAGUAUGGCAUACCACAGGUGUCCAUCAGGCUGGAUGGGGAGAACAAGGCUGUGGAGUACAACGCCGUGGGGCUCACCAGGGAUGCCGUCAGGGUGGUGUUCCGAAACGCGCGCGUCAGCGACCUGUUCGACCGCAGCUGGCACAAAAUCGCCCUCAGCAUCCAGGCCAAGGCUGUCUCGCUGUACAUAGACUGCAAGCUGGUGCAGGUGCUGCCCAUUGAAGACAGGGAGAACAUUGAUAUUCAAGGAAAGACUGUGAUUGGCAAACGCUUGUAUGACAGUGUCCCCAUUGAUUUUGAUCUCCAGAGGAUGGUGAUUUACUGUGACUCCCGGCACGCCGAGCUGGAGACCUGCUGUGACAUUCCCUCUGGACCAUGCCAGGUCACAGUCCUGACGGAAGCACCUCCCCUGGAAGUGAGGCCCACUGUUGGCAGUGAGCAAGUUGGACAUCUCAAGAUUUUCAACUGCUCCUGUCCUCCUGGACAAAAGGGGGAGAGGGGUCCACUUGGCUUUGAAGGUCCCAAAGGUCAAAAGGGAGAAAGAGGCAUUCCAGGGCUUCCUGGACUCCGAGGAGAAAAAGGAGAGUCAGGCAAAGCCUAUGGCAUAGGAGAAAAAGGAGAAAAGGGUUCCCUGGGCUCACCUGGCCCCCCUGGGAGGGAUGGAGCAAAAGGAGAAGCUGGUGAACGAGGACAGCCAGGAGCAUUUGGACUGCCUGGGCCAGCAGGUCCAAAGGGAUCCGAGGGAAAACAGGGUCCUCCAGGCAUCAAAGGCUACGUAGGAGCACCGGGUCUACAAGGAGAAAGAGGAGAAAAGGGAACACGAGGAGACAAGGGAGACAGAGGCCUGGAUGGAUUCCCUGGAAAGCCAGGUGUGGAGGGGAAACAGGGCCCUCCUGGCAGCCCCGGCCUGCCUGGUGCUAGUGGGACCAAAGGAGACAAGGGCAGUGCAGGUGAACCAGGACUUCCAGGAUUGCCUGGCACUUCAGUGCAUAUUGAAGGCCUAAAAGGAGAGGAAGGAAAGCCUGGGCCACGAGGACCACAAGGCCACCCUGGACUUCCUGGACCUCCAGGAGAGCCUGGUCUGGAAGGCAAGCCUGGAGUCCCUGGUUUGCCAGGUCAAAGGGGUAAAAAGGGAGAACCAGGAUUCCCAGGAAUCAAUGGUCUGAUUGGCCCUCAGGGACCUCCAGGGCCCCCAGGUACUGCUGGACCCCCGGGACCUCCUGGACCACCGGGACUGCCAGGAGAGAUUGGAGUUUCUGGUAAAACUGGACCACCUGGACCACCUGGGCUGCCUGGCAAAGAUGGACUCAGUGGGCUUCCUGGGCUUCCAGGUCAAAAGGGAGAGCGAGGGGAAAAGGGUGAGGAAGGCUUUCCUGGAAAAGCUGGCCCUAAGGGUGAACCAGGGACCCGUGGCCAACCUGGUGAGCAGGGUGAAGCAGGUUUUCCUGGUCCUAGGGGCUUACCUGGACUGAGAGGAGAAAAAGGAGACCGGGGAGAAAAAGGAAGAGAUGGUCUCCCAGCAAUGAAAGGUGAAAGAGGAGAAAAAGGUGACACAGGUUCCCCUGGACCCCCGGGCUUACCUGGAACACCAGCCUUCUUCACCCCACACCCCAGGAUUCCUGGUGAACCUGGACCAAAGGGGGACAAAGGAGAUCGAGGAAUGACUGGAGAACCUGGAUUACCUGGGGUCCCAGGUGAGCAAGGUGUGCCAGGACCUGCAGGAGUACAGGGUGCAAAGGGGGAGAAAGGAGCCCGAGGAGAGGCUGGAGCCCCUGGAGAGACUGGUUUGAGUGGACCAGCAGGGCCCCCAGGUCCAAGAGGCUUGCCAGGAAAUGUGGGUGUGCCUGGAGGCCCUGGACUCCCAGGAAAGGCAGGAGAAAAGGGGGAAAAGGGUGAUCCUGGAAAAGAAGGAAAAGCGGGUUUACCUGGGCCACCUGGUGAGCCAGGGCGUGCUGGAGAGCCAGGUUUGCCUGGGAAGGGUAAAGAUGGAGAAAGGGGGGAAAGAGGACCACCAGGCUUGCCAGGACCCUUUGGACAUAAGGGUGAGAGGGGAGCUCCUGGCCUCCCUGGCCAGCCAGGAGACAGAGGAGUGCCAGGAAUUGGCCUGCCUGGACCCCCUGGCCCUGCAGGACCCCCAGGAGACAAAGGGUCACUGGGUCCCCGUGGUGUGCCUGGGAUCCCUGGACCACAGGGGCCUCCUGGCCAGGAUGGUGUACCUGGAAAUCCAGGGGAAAGAGGACCUCCUGGAAAACCUGGUUCCCCACCCCUGCUCACUCCAGAGGAUAUAAAUCUCCUGGUAAAGGAUGUGUGCAGUGAGUGCCCUCCUGGCCCACCAGGACUGCCAGGCAUCCCAGGUUUCAAAGGGGAUAAAGGUCUCCGAGGACCACCAGGGAGAGAUGGCCAGGAUGGGAAAAUGGGGAUUGCUGGUCCCAGAGGUCCUCCAGGCCCACCUGGGCUCGAUGGCCCAAAGGGUGCUAAAGGAGACCGUGGCAUGACUGGGGAAGUAGGAGAAAAAGGUGAACAGGGCCACCCUGGAAUGCCUGGCUUCUCAGGGGCUCCUGGAAACCCUGGUCCACCUGGAUCAGAUGGGGCACCAGGACCAAUAGGACCAGCAGGAAACCCAGGAGACAUGGGCAAAGAUGGUCCCCCAGGUCCACAGGGCCCACCAGGGCUGCCUGGACUUCCAGGCAUUGCUGGGAAUGAUGGUAAAGAUGGCAAACCAGGAUCUCUGGGGGAGCCGGGAAAGCCUGGAGAACAAGGGCUUCCAGGCCGGGAGGGUGCCAGAGGAUUGCCGGGUUUCAAAGGACAGAGAGGAGAUACAGGUCCCCCAGGUCCCCGGGGAGAGCCAGGUGUGACGGGUCCUGCUGGUCGUGAGGGGCCACCAGGGAAGGAUGGUGAUCCUGGUCCCAUAGGACCACAGGGCCCUCGAGGACUCCGAGGGCAGCCGGGCAAAAAUGGAGUGCCUGGAUCUGCAGGAGAACCUGGCCCAGCUGGUAUCCCAGGUCCCAAAGGAAAUAAAGGAGAAACAGGCAGCCCAGGACUCCCUGGCUUUAUAGGACCCCGAGGACCACCUGGAGAACCAGGAGAGAAGGGUCCUCCUGGAAAAGAGGGCACACCAGGGAAACAGGGUGCAAUUGGCUCCAAAGGAGAAAGGGGUGAACCUGGCAUCAAAGGUGAAAAAGGCCUUCAAGGAGAAAAGGGCCCUCCAGGUGAUCCUGGGAUACCUGGUCAUAAGGGCCAUCCGGGGCUGAUGGGUCCCCACGGACCUCCAGGAGACACUGGGCAAGUUGGACCUCCCGGUCCUCCAGGGCAGCCAGGAUUUCCAGGACCAAGGGGAGAGCCCCCAUCUCUAGAGACUUUGAGAAGACUCAUCCAAGAGGAGUUAUCCAAGCAACUAGAUGCAAAGCUACCCUACAUCCUGGCUCAGAUACAGCCGGCACAGGUAAAAGCAUCCCAUGGCAGACCAGGACCUCCUGGUCCUCCUGGGAAGGAAGGACUCCCAGGAAGAACUGGCCCUCCGGGAGAGCCUGGCCGGCCUGGACAGACUGGGUCUGAAGGGCCACCUGGACCAAUUGGUCCCAAGGGAGAAAGAGGAGCAAAGGGUGAUAAAGGAGACACUGGCAUUGGUCAACGAGGGGAAAUGGGUCCCCCAGGAAUUCCAGGCCUCCCAGGGGAGCCUGGUUAUGCCAAAGAUGGGAUGCCAGGACCUCCUGGCCCUCAAGGUGAAGCUGGUGUGCCAGGUAUGGCAGGACCCCAGGGACCCCCGGGAGCCAAUGGACAGUGUGACCCCUCUCAGUGCGCUUACUAUGCAAGCCUGGCUGCCCGGCCCUCCAAUGUCAAAGGGCCAUAG